GAAGCUGCCCCGCGGUUCGCUCUUCGCUGGCAUUUCAAAGUUCAUCUCAUUUGCUUGCCGCUCCGGUGAAGAGUGAGGGGGUUUUCUUCGAGAGAAAGUAGAAAGUGCUAUUAGCCAUGUUUGGAUGGAACAGAGACGGGCUGCUGUGCGCUGCUACACUGGGAGUGACUUUCAGCGCUGGCCUUUGGCUGGGGAAAAAGUUGUUCUCCCAGCGUUAUUCACUUUUAAGAACCUUUAAGAGCCACGGUGAUGCAAAAGGAGACCCUUUAAUGGAUUACGUUAUACAGAAUUCUCUCCGAGAGCACCCGAUCCUGAAGAAACUAAGGAUGCGGACUCUCCAGGAUCGAAUGUGUGGGAUGUUGGUGGCUUGUGAACAGGCUCAAUUCAUGGGCAAUCUGGCAAAGCUUAUUAAAGCAAGGAAUGUGCUUGAAAUAGGUGUCUACACUGGAUAUAACAGCUUAAACAUGGCACUUGCAAUACCAGAUGAUGGGAAAGUCAUCGCCUGUGAUAUCAGCCUUGAGUAUGCCAAUAUUGGAAUACCGUACUGGAGGGAGGCUGGCGUGGAGCAUAAAAUUGACCUUCGAAUUAAACCAGCAACUGAAACACUAGAUGAGCUUCUAGAAGCUGGCAAAGUGGAAUCUUUUGACUUUGCCUUCAUCGAUGCUGACAAGCUGAAUUAUGGUGUUUAUUAUGAGAAAUGUCUGCAACUUAUCCGCAAAGGAGGAAUAAUAGCAAUUGACAAUGUCCUCUGGGGUGGGUCAGUGCUAAAUCCAGGAAAUGAUGCUGACACACUGAGCAUUGUCAAACUCAAUGAGAAGAUUUACAGAGACAGCAGAGUCAAUAUGAGCAUGCUCACCCUUGGCGAUGGAGUCACCUUAGUCUUCAAGUUGUAGGAAGGUCAACUCCAGUGACAGCACAUUACAACUGUUCUGUCAGCUCUUCUUCUGCAAGUGCAGCAUAAAAUAAUGGACUGUCUUCUCAUCCAUCAUGACAUUUAUAUACUUUCUCCCCUCACAUUUUAAAAUGCUGCAGCCUUCCAAAAAGAUUUACCUGUCGUGUGCUUAUUCCCCAGCCUCUUUAAGCAUCCAAAUCAUGUCGUCAGUGUGUUCGUUACCCUUUCAUUGAAAGGAUCAUUUCCCAUUUGGCCAGGUAACAUCCUCCCAGCAUUCAGCCUGUUAAACUCAUUAUGUAUUUUCUAUGUUACAAUUAGAUCACCACCUCUUUUUGAAAAUCUAGGGAAUACAGGGUCUAAUCUACUUAAUCUUUCCUUAAUCUACUUAACCUUUUCUCAUCUUUCCUUAAUCUACUUAAUCUUUUCUCAAAGGACAAACUUGUUACAACAUUCCAAGCUGAAUUCUACAGUCACUAAUUUUGUAAGGAUGUCUUAUAUGCCCCUUUAUUGUAUCCUUUUACUUUGUGAAAAAAAGUCAAAAUGCACUACAUCCAAUGGUUGCCCCUUAACAACCCUGUGAGUGCACUCACUCAGCCUUAUUUGCACCUUCCCGAUCUUUUGCAAAUGCCUUACUGCUACUGCCUAACACUUAACUGCAAUUCAAACAGGAAAUAAUUUGCUAGCUUCUAUAAAUGCACUUUUGUAACCAAUUUGAUCAGUUUGCUAAUUCUUCGUGAAAGAAUCUCAGCUCCGAUUUACUAAUGGACUAAAUGAGCUCAGAAAAUGGCAGCUUGGGCGAUCAUGUGAAGAUUAAGAAGAUGCAGGAAGUGAGUGAAGGUGCUAGCAUGCCACUUUAACCCUUCAGUUCGGGAGCUGGCUUCCAAUCCAACCAGGGAUUUCCUUACAGGCACUGCUUUGGAACAAAGGCACUUGUCAGAUUUGUUUAAAUUAAGACAUACAUGAAAUUGAAGAGAGAAAUAUUAGAAUCCUCUGUUAUGAACAUCGAAUUUGUUGCUGCAGCCAUCAUUGAAAUCGCUCCAGCAGGUAGUGAGAAGUCGAAAUAAAUUUAUUAGCAUCUCUUUAAUUUAGUCUACUUACUAGAAUCAACUUCCCCUUUGCAAUUAACUUUUGUCCUAUUGAGAUAAUUGAGAAAUGCAAGUGCAUUAAUAAACAUGGAGAGUUUGCUAUUCAG
Messenger RNA from Stegostoma tigrinum, 2084 nucleotides. RefSeq names its product catechol-O-methyltransferase domain containing 1 (gene comtd1a). The coding region runs from base 117 to 893 and encodes 258 amino acids. The transcript has 7 exons. Lineage: Eukaryota; Metazoa; Chordata; Chondrichthyes; Orectolobiformes; Stegostomatidae. Gene Ontology annotation, molecular function: S-adenosylmethionine-dependent methyltransferase activity; O-methyltransferase activity. The record is from RefSeq and is a predicted model, not a curated record.